Messenger RNA from Paramecium tetraurelia, 369 nucleotides. RefSeq lists its product as uncharacterized. The record is from RefSeq and is a predicted model, not a curated record. The transcript has 2 exons. Lineage: Eukaryota; Ciliophora; Oligohymenophorea; Peniculida; Parameciidae.
AUGGCAAAUCAGCUCAACCAGAUAAAAAUAGAGGAAGGUUUAGAGUAUUAUUUUUGUUCCAAUCCUAGUGAAUAACCUAUUGAAUCUAAAUCAACCAUCGAGUCUGUUAAAGAACUUGCUGACAAUCUAAAACCUUAGGUGCCGAUCAAGAAAACAAGACGUAAGACUGCAAGGAAAACAUACAAUAAUGGUCAUUGGACCCAAAAGGAACAUCGUUUAUAUUUGUAAUUUAUAGAAACAAACAAGGAAAUUAUGAUGAAAUCAGACAUGAAGAAACAAGAGAAGAUCUUUAAAUAGAUGUCUCUCGUGAUUCGAACUCGAUCUCCAUCGCAAUGCAGAUCACAUCAUCAAAAAUUUAAUCCUUUCUGA